AUGCUCUUCAUUAACAUUUUAUUUACACUCUUCUUGACAAAUUAUUGUACGGUACAAGGUACUGCAAAUGUACAACGGCGUUCUACUGCAAGCUUGCCUACUAUUGACAGCGCUCAAUUCGAUUUAAUUUGGAUAGAUGCCUGCAUUUUCGAAGUGUCUGAUGAUUGUCGUCAUACUCAGUCCCUUUUUCGAGAGCUGAUUCCUGCUGCCAAAUUCGAACUGGAUGUCUACGACGCUGUCUUCACUAUUAGCCGUACAAAAUACACUGAGAAAAAGUUACUUCUUGUAGUGUCUGGUAAAAAAGCGUCAUUCCUGCUUAGCUCUCUGGAGGAAUAUGAUUUAAAUGAUCACAUCGAAGCAAUUUUCAUCUUCUGCAAUAAACCUGAGGAUUACCAACACUUGCAACAUGAUAAACUUUUUGGUGUUUUUACAGAUGCUAAACUUCUUAUCGACACGGUUCGUGCAAGUAUAUUUGUGCAUUCGAGUAAAAAAGUACAAACACCACCGAAUCCUUUCGACGGGGUACAAACAUGGUUUCGGUCGGCUUCAAUGACCACAUUACCACGCAUUUGGCAUAAACUUUUACUUGAGAAUCUAGUUAGUCUACCUCGCGAUGAACAGUCUAAACAGGAUAUGAUUAAAAAAAGCAAAGAAUACUUUGCCAAAGAUAUUAAGGAACUGAGACGUAUCGAAGAGUUCAGCGCUGACUAUAGCUCUGAAUUGGCUAUUCAAUGGUAUACAGCUGAUUCAUUUGUUCAUAAACUCGUCAACCACGCGCUACGUAGUGAGAAUAGAUCAAACGCUGGCAAACAGUGCAACNGCAAAGAAUACUUUGCCAAAGAUAUUAAGGAACUGAGACGUAUCGAAGAGUUCAGCGCUGACUAUAGCUCUGAAUUGGCUAUUCAAUGGUAUACAGCUGAUUCAUUUGUUCAUAAACUCGUCAACCACGCGCUACGUAGUGAGAAUGUUGAUUUACUCUACGCUUAUCGGUUUUUUAUCAGUGAUCUAAGCGCAGAGAUCAAACGCUGGCAAACAGUGCAACAAACAGAUUCUGGAACAGUGAUAUCAAAAAUCAAAAAUGGAUUAGGCUCUCGAAUAAAGUUAUUUAGUGGUCAGCGACUACGGAAAGGGGAGUUAGAGAAACUAAAACAAAGUAUAGGUACUAUUAUUUCCAUCAAUGGUUUUCUUUCAACGUCGAUGGAUUUGAGCGAAGCAAAAGAGUUUACCAAACGAGCAAUGCAAUUUCCCGACAUGCAACAAGUAAUUAUUGAGAUUUCAUUUGAUACUUCACUACAAGAAAUGAACGUAUUCGCCGAAAUAGCAUAUCAGUCAAAGUAUAAUGAAGAAGAAGAGGUGCUAUUCGAUUACAAUUCUCUGUUCAAUGUAACGGAUGUGAAGUGUGAUCUGUAUAGCAGUAUUUGGACGGUAAAAAUGACAUCUCUUUCUAAGAACGCAAUCAAAGAACAUCCGUAUUUAAACACCAUUCGAGAAAAUUUUGUUGAGAAUCACUCGGGAACCGUUGCAUUUGGCAUCAUCAUGGCACACGGUUUUGAUAAAGCAGAGCAAGUAAUUCGUUAUUUUGAUCAAAUGCUACUCAAUUUACCGCAUCAUCAUGUUGAUGUGCCUGAUAUUUUGCAACAACGAGCUAUUUUAUAUCAAGAGAAAGGUGAACAUGCAUUGGCUUUACAAGAUUAUGAACGGGCGCUUGAAAUUCGUCGACAACGUAUUCAAGAGAAUCUCUUAGGUAUCAGUUCUCUCAGUGGUGAUAUUGGUCGUCUUCAUUCAACAAAAUCCGAUUUUCAGGCUAGUAUGAAGAGCCACCAAUUAGCAAUGAGUACUUAUGAACAAUUAUAUGGUACAGAAAAGGAUCAUAUAACGAAAGCAAAAGUUAACGAAAGCAUCGGUCUGACUUAUUAUCAAAGUGGCAAUGCAUCGAAAGCGCUUGAAUAUCUAGCUCACACUCAGGUUGCAUACAAGCAGCUUUUGCCUGAAAAACAUUUAUUACAAAUUGAACUUCUUGGUCAUAUCGGAGCGAUUCAUGAAGAAAUGGGAAAUUUAAGUUUGGCUGAAAAAUUCUUCCGUCGCCAGUUAAAUUGGAGUGAGACAGUAUUACCAGUCGAUCAUCCACUGAUAAUUACAUUUCUCGAGUCCAUCUAUCGAAUUCACUUGAAGAUGAACCAAACGUUAAAUAUUAGUGAGAUCUUCACUGGGCAUUUGGGUAAACUCCAAAAAAUACUUGAACCGCAGGAUGCUUUAAUAUCUCGUGUUCUUUUCAUGGCUGCUUCCUUGUUUGAAUCAUCAACGCCAGCUGAAGCUAUAAUAGUUUAUGAACAAACUAUUGAUCUCAGUCAAAUUUCAACGCAAUUGGGUCGGUCGACCAUGUUAAAAUGUCAUAAAAAGCUUGUAGAAAUGUACAAAAAAUCAGGAGACUUAGCAGCAGCACUCGAGCACGCAAAUAAAGCACUUGAUCUUCAACGGCAAUUCUCAUUCGAAGAACGAAACAUUACUGCGGAAGCCGAUGCACUGUACACUGUUGGAUUAAUCCAUAUAGAAAUGAAUACGCCAGCGGAAGCUCUUCCAUAUUUAAUGAAAGCUCUAAUCAUCUAUCAAUCGACGCACAUGUUAGAUCAUCCUAGUAUCCAAGUAGUAUUAAAUAGUAUUGCAGAGGCGGUCAACCGAACUCUAUCACUUAAUUCUGAAUAG
Messenger RNA from Rotaria socialis, 2703 nucleotides. NCBI's taxonomy places the organism in Eukaryota, Metazoa, Rotifera, Eurotatoria, Philodinida, Philodinidae. The record is from the annotation of a GenBank genome assembly.